GGCGGGGCCUGCAGGUUUGGCCCCCAAAGGGAGCGCAGCUGGCGCCGCUGGGAGCUGGUGGCCCGGCGCAGGUCCCGGCCGAGUGUGGCGCAGCAGUGGCGGCGCUUCCCAUUCGCCAUGCCCCGGGGGUGGGUGCCCGAAGGUUGCAUGAUGGAAUUUGAACAUUACUUCAAGAGGUUUUGUAUUUUGGAUUAGUUAAUUGGGUUUGUCCUCUGCUGACUGUUUCUUCGGAUGCAUUUUUUGGUGUGCUCUUGAGGGAUUAAAUGCAAAGAGAUCACACCAUGGACUACAAGGAAAGCUGCCCAAGUGUAAGCAUUCCCAGCUCCGAUGAACACAGAGAGAAAAAGAAGAGGUUUACUGUUUAUAAAGUUCUGGUUUCAGUGGGAAGAAGUGAAUGGUUUGUCUUCAGGAGAUAUGCAGAGUUUGAUAAACUUUAUAACACUUUAAAAAAACAGUUUCCUGCUAUGGCCCUGAAGAUUCCUGCCAAGAGAAUAUUUGGUGAUAAUUUUGAUCCAGAUUUUAUUAAACAAAGACGAGCAGGACUAAACGAAUUCAUUCAGAACCUAGUUAGGUAUCCAGAACUUUAUAACCAUCCAGAUGUCAGAGCAUUCCUUCAAAUGGACAGUCCGAAACACCAGUCAGAUCCAUCUGAAGAUGAGGAUGAAAGAAGUUCUCAGAAGCUACACUCUACCUCACAGAACAUCAACCUGGGACCGUCUGGAAAUCCUCAUGCCAAACCAACUGACUUUGAUUUCUUAAAAGUUAUUGGAAAAGGCAGCUUUGGCAAGGUUCUUCUUGCAAAACGGAAACUGGAUGGAAAAUGUUAUGCUGUCAAAGUGUUACAGAAAAAAAUAGUUCUCAACAGAAAAGAGCAAAAACAUAUUAUGGCUGAACGUAAUGUGCUCUUGAAAAAUGUGAAACAUCCAUUUUUGGUUGGAUUGCAUUAUUCCUUCCAAACAACUGAAAAGCUUUAUUUUGUUCUGGAUUUUGUUAAUGGAGGGGAGCUUUUUUUCCACUUACAAAGAGAACGGUCCUUUCCUGAGCACAGAGCUAGGUUUUACGCUGCUGAAAUUGCUAGUGCAUUGGGUUACUUACAUUCCAUCAAAAUAGUAUACAGAGACUUGAAACCAGAAAAUAUUCUUUUGGAUUCAGUAGGACAUGUUGUCUUAACAGAUUUUGGGCUUUGUAAAGAAGGAAUUGCUAUUUCUGACACCACUACCACAUUUUGUGGGACACCAGAGUAUCUUGCACCUGAAGUAAUUAGAAAACAGCCCUAUGACAAUACUGUAGAUUGGUGGUGCCUUGGGGCUGUUCUGUAUGAAAUGCUGUAUGGAUUGCCUCCUUUUUAUUGCCGAGAUGUUGCUGAAAUGUAUGACAAUAUCCUUCACAAACCCCUAAGUUUGAGGCCAGGAGUGAGUCUUACAGCCUGGUCCAUUCUGGAAGAACUCCUAGAAAAAGACAGGCAAAAUCGACUUGGUGCCAAGGAAGACUUUCUUGAAAUUCAGAAUCAUCCUUUUUUUGAAUCACUCAGCUGGGCUGACCUUGUACAAAAGAAGAUUCCACCACCAUUUAAUCCUAAUGUGGCUGGACCAGAUGAUAUCAGAAACUUUGACACAGCAUUUACAGAAGAAACAGUUCCAUAUUCUGUAUCAUUUAAGAAGUAACAGGCCGGGUGCGGUGGCUCACGCCUGUAAUCCCAGCACUUUGGGAGGCUGAGGCGGGCGGAUCACCUGAGGUCAGGAGUUGGAGACCAGCCUGACCAACAUGGACAAACCCCGUCUCUACUAAAAAUACAAAAUUGGCGGGGUGUGGUGGCACAUGCCUAUAAUCCCAGCUACUUGGGAGGCUAAGGCAGGAGAAUCGCUUGAACCCGGGAGGCGGAGGUUGCAGUGAGCCGAGAUCGCACCAUUGCACUCCUGCCUGGGCAACAAGAGUGAAACUCCAUCUCCAAAAAAGAAAAAGAAAAAGUAACAAAAGGAAAUUAUUUGUUUUUGAAAUACCAGUUCAACUUUGUGGAUUAUUUUUCCUCUGAAGGAAAAGAAAAGGCUUAAUGGUUAGGAUUUUUAAGUAUUCCCAAAGAUCUGAAGGGUAAUAAAAUGUACUGGAUUUUUUAAGGUGGUACCAAAAAUGAAUGUCUGUCGUAUAUUUAUAUUACAAAUACAUUCUAUUUAUGUUCUAUUCAUCUUUUGAAUGUUUAGUAUGCUAUUAAGUCAUUCUGAAUCUUUGUAUUUGCUUUUGCAAAUAGGUAUUUCAAAGCUCUUUUCCUAAUUGGUUAAGUAAAAUAAAAAAUUGAGCUUUCUAGAAUAUUUGCCUAAUUGGGAAUUAAAAAGUAAAAUAAUAGGCCAGGCAUGGUGGCUCAUGCCUAUAAGCACCCUGGGAGGCCGAGGCAGGCAGAUUAUUUGAGCUCAGGAGUUUGAGACCAUCCUGGGCAACAUGGCGAAACCCUAUCUCUACAAAAAAUACAAAAAUUAGCCAGACAUGGUAGCACAUACCUUUAGUCCCAGCUACUCUGGAGGCUGAAGUUGGAGGAUGGCUUGAGCCCAGGAGAUGGAAGUUACAGUGAACUGAAAUUGUGCCACUGCACUUUUCAGCCUGGGUGCCACAGCGAGACCCUAGUUAAGAGAAAAAAAAAAAAAAGUAAAAACAAAUUGUGGGUCAAAGUAAAUGUAUACAGUUUUAUUACAAUGUAACAAAAGUUGAAAAUCAGGCAGAUGUGUAUUCAGUAUCCAAUUCAAUAUAUCUUAGAAAAAGCACAGGAAACAGACCUUAAAAUCGUAACCUACCAACUAACUUACAUGCUUAUAAAAGUAAAGGAGAAUAACUGGCUGGGCACGGUGGCUCAUGCCUAUAAAAUUCCAGCACUUUGGGAGGCCAAGGCAGGAGGAUCACUUGAGCCCACGAGUUCAAGACCAGCCUGGGCAAUGUAGUGACACCUCAUUUCUAUUUAUUUUAAAAAAAGAGAGAGUAACUACAGAAGAACUUUAAAAAAUAAAAAAUAAGCUUACCUUGGAUUCUUGGCUUAGAGUAGAGGUUUUUUUUAAGUUAUGGAGGAAACAUUUUUGUAAAAUUUUAAUGACCCACUUUAGAUGCUCCAAGAACAAGCAUCCCUUCCAUGUAUGUCUUGAGAAAGAAAUCACGGAAGCAUUUCUCACCAAUACUCUUUGGCUUAAAAUGUUCGGCAGAAUUGGGCAGUGGGGGUGACUUUUCUUAUAUUAAUAAUAUUUACAUCCAAUACACUGAAUCUUCCUUUAGAGGUAAGACUUUAAUAUCUAUACUGUAAAUAUUUGGUUUAUUUGGCACUACUGUAAGUUUUGUUUUUCACAAAGCUCUUUACUUAUUAUGAAGCAAAAUAAAAAUUGUAGUUUCUUGUA
Messenger RNA from Pan troglodytes (chimpanzee), 3371 nucleotides. RefSeq names its product serum/glucocorticoid regulated kinase family member 3 (gene SGK3). Gene Ontology annotation, biological process: protein phosphorylation. The record is from RefSeq and is a predicted model, not a curated record. NCBI's taxonomy places the organism in Eukaryota, Metazoa, Chordata, Mammalia, Primates, Hominidae. Gene Ontology annotation, molecular function: protein serine/threonine kinase activity; phosphatidylinositol binding; ATP binding. The coding region runs from base 264 to 1664 and encodes 466 amino acids. The transcript has 18 exons.